Messenger RNA from Drosophila hydei, 838 nucleotides. RefSeq lists its product as uncharacterized. The record is from RefSeq and is a predicted model, not a curated record. NCBI's taxonomy places the organism in Eukaryota, Metazoa, Arthropoda, Insecta, Diptera, Drosophilidae. The coding region runs from base 1 to 726 and encodes 241 amino acids. The transcript has 3 exons.
AUGCUGGGACUUAAGUGCAAUCACAUGUGUCUACACAUCCUUCUGGUUAGCCUCGUCGGCUUGGCCAGUGCUCAGUUCGUGUUUCCUGGCCGGGUGCAGCGUUCGCUCUAUGGACUGCCGCCACCUGGUCCCUGGAGCAGCAGCGGCUGGAGCAGUGCGCCCAGCUUUGAGCUGCCGCCACGCUCGAACCACAUCACACGGGAUGAGGUGCUCGCUCUGUUGGCUGCCUGGAAGGCGGCCGAUGCGAAGCCGGCACCGAAGCCAGAGCCGGAGCCCGAACCGGAGCCGGAGCCAGAGCCCGAGCCAGAGCCAGAGCCUGAAGCAGAUCCGGAGCCAGAGCCAGCGCCAGCGCCAGCACCUGCACCAGCGCCAGCACCUGGACCCGCACCACCUGCACCACCGGCUGUGCCACUGACCGUCUCGCUGCCCGCCUUCGUGCCCAUCCAGCUGUCCGCCAUGUAUACCGCUCCGGCGCCCAGUGCUGCAAUUGCUCAGGCACGCUUCGGCCGCAUCGGACGUCAACGCACGGCCGUCCGUUCGAAUACGAAUAUUCGUUUCCCCGUGGCCAAUCCACGUAGCUUUGCCUCCGCCAACUAUGUGGCGCCACGUCCACGCUUCUAUCGCACCAUCCUCUCCGAGACCAGCCAGCCCAUGAGCAUCAACACCUUGCCGCCGCCGCCUUUCCUGGCCAAUCCCGUACAGUUCGUGCCCAGCAACUGGCAGUAGAAACGAUAUGUGCGCCACAUAUGUAUACCCCAUACUAUAUAUACGAUACUGUACUAUAUACUACACAUACUUUAAACGAUCACAUGUGUCCAUAUAAGUGUAAAUAGCUCAA